Molecule: messenger RNA, 2440 nt
Organism: Aedes albopictus (Asian tiger mosquito)
Lineage: Eukaryota; Metazoa; Arthropoda; Insecta; Diptera; Culicidae
Product: serine/arginine repetitive matrix protein 1
Exons: 8
Coding region: 283-2037 (584 amino acids)
Source: RefSeq, a predicted model, not a curated record
UGAUGACGAACGAGGAGGCGAUGAUGACGACGGCGAUCAAAUUGAAAAUGGCGACAUACUGAAGUGGGAGUGCUGUGCGUUGUGAGGUUUUCUUUCGGGAUUUUCGCUUGAAAACGGUGUUUUUCGUGCUUCAAAAGAACGAACAUCACGGUUCCUCGCUUGGUUCCGUUGAGUAGAGUGGUGUGACUAUUUAUUUAUCGAGCGCCGAAGCGUUCCAAGUUUUUAACUCAAGUCAUCAGAAACAGGCGAAAUUUUGUGGGAAACGUUGUUUCGGGUGUUGAAAUGAACCGUAACAUGUCCGCCAUUGGCAGGCUCAGGCGGAGCCCGUCCCCGUCCCGGGGUGGGCCAGGUGGUUCCAGCAAGCUGCGCAUGGAUCGCAAUCCCACCCAUGCUAGGAUUAAUGAUCCCAGUCACCCGGCUGGAAAACGUAAGGAAAUCGACAAUGUGAUGCGAAAAGCCCGGGCUUUUCCCAACGAAACCUGGGAUAAGAAACUGCUCGAAGUCGAGGAAAAGGAUCCAAACCGAUGGCGCCACACCGGAUUCAAAAAGAUGUACAUUGAAGAGGACCCCAGCAGUUCGGAUAGUGAACGUGGCCGAUACGGAAACGGUAUGCCACCACGUGGCCGUUCCCGCAGUCGCAGUCGAAGCCGCAGCCCUAGCAGACCUGUGCGGUCACCGCCGCUGCGCCAUCGGCGCAGUCCGUCGCCACCGAUGAGAAAACGUCGUGUACCCAUCUCGCCAUCUCCGCCGCCGAUGCGUCGUCGGCCGGCGUCGAUCUCGCCACCACCUCCGGAACCGGUUAUGAAGCGUAGGCCUCGUUCGCCACCUCCGCGAAUCUUACGUCGUCCGUCACCGCCGGCGGCUUUCCACCGUGGGAAGUCGCCACUUCGGUCGGUUUCCGGUUCACCCCGCCGGGGGGUCGUUCGUCGUAUGUCGCCGAUUCCACCGCCCAGACCUCGUGUCAAGCGGCCACCGUCGCCACCACCCAAGAUGAGUCGUUCUCCAUCUAUGACUAGUUGUUCGGAGGAAUCCUGCUCUGGCUGCUCUAUGGAUCACCAUCGUUCUAGAUCUCGUUCGUUAAACGGUCCCGGUCCGCGUCCGCGUCUUCGUGCGCCAUCGCCGCCGCCACCCGCGGUUCACAUUUCGAAAAGUCGGCGCGAUGCUGGUCCCGUAAUGCGUCCGAUGAGUCCGCCGCCGACGGAUCCGCGCCGUAAGGAACCGAUGCCCAAGGUGCAUCGCAUCGACAAGGAUCCGCGUGAUCGUCCGUCGCGACCGAUUCCUCCGCCACCACCGGUCGAACGGGUACGACAUCCGCAAACUCCCGAGUCGGAAAAAGCUCCCUCGCCGAAGCCACGAGUCACGAAGCACAAAGGUAUUCCGGAGGAUCCCCGGCCUGUGAAAGUACGCCAACCGAAGCCACCCCCACCGGAAGUGGCCGCACCACCACCCACCAAGAAGCACAAGGAGAAGAAUACCGAAAAGGUUAAGCUUCGAGCACGUGUCAAAAUCGAAGGCGAACCCAAGCAGCGCCGGCCACGAUCACCGUCGUCCGGAUCGGAGGAAUCUUCUAGCAGUGAAAGCUCACUGCCCAGAUUUACGGCCACCACACGGCUCACGCUGUCGGAACGGUUCGGCAAAAUGGCCCAGUGGAGCGUCGACCGAAGCAACAUGGAGAACAUGCGCAUCACCAAGAACAGUUCCGGCGGUGACCUGAAGGUAAUGAUCGAGGAAGAAAUGGAAGCCCCUCCGCCGGCCCGGUACGCAUAUUCUCCUGCGCCGGCCGGUCACUUCCCCGAGGAGUUGAUGACUACCGGACCCAGUGGGUUGUCGUCGUGGGACGAUGUCCGGGUGCGGUACGAGUAUUAUAAGGGACGCGGCUAUCUGAGGGAUCUCGAUCUGCAGGAUUACAUCAAGUGGGAGGAAUGGUGGUAUAAAUACCAGGAAUGGCUGAAGCAGGAGCGUUAUUACGAACUAUGGGAACGGUCGCAGUUGAAUCGCCGCCGCAAGAAGGUUCCCAUAUCGCAGCGAUUGAACUAGGAUGGGAAAGUGAUUUCAAUUAAUUGUUAUUUUGAAGCCUUCCCCGCGGUCCUCGAGGAGUAUCUGGAUCUCCGAGGUAGAGAACUUCCAUGUUUUAGAGAGCGAGAUUAACACAAUUAAUAUAAAACAUUAUUUAUGUAAAUGUUUCUAUGUGCAUUAUGAAAAAGGUAGGACACAGGGCCCCGGAAGGGCACUCCCAUAGAUCUGAAGUAUGGCAGGUGGGAGGUUCGUCCCUGUGAGGUACCGCAAAAAAGGACCCUUAUCGUAACCUAAAGAAGAUCGACCGUUUUAUGAGAUAGUUUAUAGCAUCAUUGAUCUUCUGCAACUCAACACAUUUAUCAAAAUAGUAUGAUAGUGAAUAAACCAAGCAAGUAUAAAAAUGAAUAAAGUCAUGACUAAGUUA